AUCGUAUUUCCGGAUGAUGCAAAAGAACUGAAAACUCAGAACAGAUUUGUUAGAAACUGCAAUAGGGAGUGUGUAUUUCUUUUUAAAAGCUAUCGGUUAAAAAAAAAAGCGUUAAAAGUUUUGAAAAGUGACAAUGGCAGAAGCUGAGCAUGUGUCUAUGAAUGCUGAUGAGAAGUUUACACUUAUCACAAGAAAUCUUCAGGAAACUAUUGGAGAGGAUCGAGUAAAGGCAGUAUUGAAGGAGCGAGAUUUGAAAGUAUACUGGGGAACAGCAACAACAGGAAAACCUCAUGUUGGUUAUUUUGUUCCCAUGUGUAAAAUAUCGGACUUCCUCAGAGCUGGCUGUGAGGUAACGAUACUGUUUGCUGAUCUUCAUGCCUACCUUGACAAUAUGAAGGCCCCCUGGGCUCUGCUACAGCUGAGGGUACAGUACUAUGAGCAUGUGAUCAAAGCUAUGCUCAAAUCUAUAGGUGUACCUCUAGAUAAACUCAAGUUUGUGAGAGGAACAGAUUUUCAAUUGAGCAAGGAGUACACGCUGGAUGUGUACAGAUUGUCUUCAAUGGUGACAGAACAUGAUGCCAGGAAAGCAGGAGCAGAAGUUGUCAAACAAGUGGACCAUCCUUUACUGAGUGGAUUGCUUUACCCAGGUUUACAGGCAUUGGAUGAAGAGUACCUGAAAGUUGAUGCACAGUUUGGUGGUGUGGACCAGAGAAAAAUCUUCACAUUUGCCGAAAAAUAUAUGCCACACCUGGGCUACACGAAAAGAGCUCAUCUUAUGAACCCUAUGGUACCAGGACUGACCGGAGGGAAAAUGAGCUCUUCAGAAGAAGAUUCCAAAAUAGAUCUUCUUGAUUCAACAGCUCAGGUGAAGAAGAAACUAAAGAAAGCAUUCUGUGAGCCUGGAAACACAGCUGAUAAUGGUGUCUUGGCAUUCUGUAAAUCUGUCCUCUUUCCACUCUCUAAAACUGGAGAGUUCAAAAUAGAAAGAGCGGAGGAAAAUGGUGGUAAUUUACUUUUUACAAAUUAUGAAGAUCUUGAAAAAGCCUUUGCUAGUCAGGAGUUACAUCCAGGUGAUCUAAAGGCAGCUGUGGAAAUUUACCUGAAUACUUUGCUUGAACCAGUCCGGCAAGAGUUUAGCACACCAGAACUGAAGAAACUCACCUCAAAUGCUUACCCUGUACAAAAGAAAAAGGGAGGUAAUACUGCUGCUGCAGCUGGUGGAAAUACAGAUGCUGAGUUGUCUCCCUCUAGAUUAGAUCUCCGAGUUGGGAAAAUUGUUAAAGUUGAAAAGCAUCCAGAUGCUGAGUCCCUUUUUGUAGAGACAGUGGAUUUAGGUGAGCCAGAGACCAGGACUGUUGUGAGUGGACUUGUUGGCCUUUAUCCUGAGGAAAAACUACAAGACAAACUGGGUGUUUUCCUGUGUAAUCUAAAACCAGUCAAAAUGAGGGGGAUCACAUCUUGUGCAAUGUUAAUGUGUGCCUCUGUAGAAGAACCUCGAGCUGUGGAGCCACUGAAUCCACCAGAGGGUAGUGCACCUGGAGAUAGAAUCUACUUUGAUGGUCACAGUUCUGAUAAACCCGACGAACAGCUGAAUCCCAAGAAAAAAGUUUGGGAUAAAUUACAAGUUGAUAUGAGAACUAACAGUGAAUGUGUAGCAGAAUGGCAAGGCAGUAAUAUGAUGUCAAAAUUAGGACUCGUAAAGUGUGACACUUUAAAAUCUGCACCAAUUAAGUGAUGGAAAUUUCUUUUAGCUCAGUUUUGCCAGCCCUCAUAAGAACUCUGUGGAAAAGAAACUUUUGCAAAUGUGAUUUAAUUUAAUUGAAAGUGUAAAUAGUAAAAGAUAUUGUAGUAACAAUGCUCAGCAAUUUUAAGCCUUUUACUCAUUUGGUACAAAAGGAUGUUUAUGAUCAGAUAAGAAUGAGAAGUAACCACUAUAGUUUUUUUGCUAGUCUUUUGCUUUUGUUAGCUCAUCUGAGCACAAGUGCUCAAGGUGAGGUAUUGUGACCGUCAUUGUCCGGCAUCCGUCAACAUUUGCCUUGUGAACACUCUAAGGCCACAGUUGUGACCCAGUCUUUAUGAAACUUGGUCAGAAUGUUUGUCUUGAUGAUCUCUAGGUCAGUUUCGAAACUGGGUCAUGUGGGGUCAAAAACUAGGUCAGUAGGCCAGAUCAAUGGGAAAGCUUGUGAAAACUCUAGAGGCCACAGUUGUGACGCAAUCUUUAUGAAACUUGUUUAGAAUGUUUGUCUUGAUGAUCUCUAGAUCAAGGUUGAAUCCAGGUCAUGUGGGGUCAAAAACUAGGUCACCCUGUCAAAUCAAAGGAAAGCUUGUGAACACUUUAGAGGCCACAAUUGGUGCUCAAUCUUUUUGAAACUUCAAAAUGUUUGUCUUGAUGAUCUCUAGGUCUAGUUGAAAAAUGGGUCAUGUAGGGUUAAAAACUAGGUCAUUAGGCCAGAUCAAAGGGAAAGCUUGUGAACACUAGAGAUCACAAUUUAAGUUUGAAACUCGUGAGAAUUGGUCAGAAUGUUAGUCUUGGUGACCUCUUGGUCAGUUCGAAUUUGGGUCAUGUGGGGUCAAAAGCUAGGUCACCCGGUCAAAUCAAAGGAAAAGCUUGUGAACACUCUAGAGUCCACGGUUGUGACUUAAUCUUUAUGAAACUUGAUCAGAAUGUUUGCGUUGUUAAUUUCUAGGUCAAGUUUGAAACUUGGUCAUGUGGGGUCAAAAACUAGGUCAGUAGGCCAAAACAAAGGAAAGUCUUGUUAACACUAGAGACCACAAUUUAAGUUUGAAACUCAUGAGAAUCGAUCAGAAUAUUUUUCUUGAUGAUUUCUAGUCCAUGUUCGAAUCUGGGUCAUGUUGGGUCAAAAAGCAGGUCACCCGGUUAAAUCAAAGGAAAAGCUUGUGAACACUCUAGAGGCCACAGUUGUGACUCAAUCUUUACAAAACUUGGUCAGAAUUUUUGGCUUGAUGAUUUCUAGGUCAAGUUUAAAACUGGGUCAUGUGGGUCAAAAACUAGGCCAGUAGGCCAAAUCAAAGGAAGAUCUUGUUCACACCUUAGAGACCACAAUUAAGUUUGAAACUCAUGAGAAUUGGUCAGGAUGUUUUGUCUUGAUGACCUCUAGAUCAAUCUGGGUCAUGUGGGGUCAAAAACUAGGUCAUCCGGUCAAAUCAAAGGCCACGUUUAUGACCUUAUCUUCAUGAAUUUUGUUCAAAAUGUUUAUCUUGAUGAUCCUUAGCCCAGUUUCGAAUCUGUGUCAUAGGGGUUCAAAAACUAGGUCACCUGUUAAAAUAAAAGAAAAACCUUGUGUAUGCAAUAGGGGCUGCAUUUUUCAUUUGAUGUGUACAAAACUUUGUCAGAAUGUUUGGUCUGCAUGAAAUCUGGUACGAAUUUUCAUCUGGGUCACGUGGGGUAAAAAACUAGGUCACCAGGUCAAAUAAAAGAAUAAGCUUGAUUACACUCUAGGGGCCAGAUUUUUAGCUCACCUGAGCACAAAGUGCUCAAGGUGAGCUUUUGUGAUCGCCCUGUGUCCGUCGUCCGUCAUCCGUCCGUCCGUCGUCAACAGUUUGACUGUUAACACUCUAGAGGUCACAAUUUUGGCCUGAUCUUCAUGAAACUUGGUCAGAAUGUUACCCUCAUAAAAAUCUUGGACGAGUUCGAUAUUGGGUCAUCUGGGGUCAAAAACUAGGUCACCAGGUCAAAUCAAAGGAAAAGCUUGUUAACACUCUAGAGGUCACAAUUUUGGCCCAAUCUUAAUUAAACUUGGUCAGAGUGUUACCCUCAAUAAAAUCUUGGACGAGUUCAAAAUUGGGUCAUCGGCGGUCAAAAACUAGGUCACCAGGUCAAAUCAAAGGAAAAGCUUGUUAACACUCUAGAGGUCACAAUUUUGGCCCAAUCUUAUUGAAACUUGGUCAGAAUGUUACCCUCAAUAAAAUCUUGGACAGUUUCUAUAUUGGGUCAUCUGGGGUUAAAAACUAGGUCACCAGGCCAAAUCGAAGGAAAAGCUUGUUAACAUUGUUAUGGCCAUAUUUAUGACCAUAUCUUUAUGAAACUUAGUCAGAAUGUUAAUCUUGAUGAUAUAUAGGUCAAGUUCAAAUCUGGGUCAGAUGGGGUCAAAAACUAGGUCACUAGGUCAAAUCAAAGGAAAAGAUUGACAACACUCUAGAGGCCACAUUUUUGACUGUAUCUUCAUGAAACUUAGUCAGAAUGUUUAUCUUGAUGAUCUUUAGAUCAAGUUCUAAUCUGGAUCUUAUGGGGUCAAAAACUAGGUCACCCGGUCAAAUCAAAGGAAAAGCUUGUUAACACUCUAGAGGUCACAAUAUUGGCCCAAUCUUAAUGAAACUUGGUCAGAAUUUUACCCUCAGUAAAAUCUUGGAAGAAUUUUAUAUUGGGUCAUUUGGGGUCAAAAACUAGGUCACCAGGUCAAAUCAAAGGAAAAGCUUGUUAACACUCUAGAGGUCACAAUUUUGGCCCAAUCUUCAUGAAACUUGGUCAGAAUGUUACCCUCAAUAAAAUCUGGGACGAGUGAUAUUGGGUCAUCUGGGGUCAAAAACUAGGUCACCAGGUCAAAUCAAAGGAAAAGCUUGUUAACACUAGAGGUCACAAUUUCGGCCCAAUCUUAAUGAAACUUGGUCAGAAUGUUACUCCAAUAAAAUGUUGGAUGCGUUCGAUAUCGGGUCAUGUAGGGUCAAAACUAGAUCACCAGGUCAAUUCAAAGGAAAAACUUGUUAACACUCUAGAGGCCAUAUUUAUGACUGUAUCUUCAUGAAUCUUAGUCAGAAUAUUAAUCUUGAUGAUCUUUAGAUCAGGUUCGAAUCUGGGUCUUGUGGGGUCAAAAACUAGGUCACCGGGUCAGAUCAAAGGAAAAGCUUGUUAACACUCUAGAGGUCACAAUAUUGGCCCAAUCUUAAUGAAACUUGGUCAGAAUGUUACCCUCAAUAAAAUCUUGAACAAUUUCGAUAUUGGAUCAUCUGGGGUAAAAAAUUAGGUCACCAGGUCAAAUCAAAGGAAAAGCUUGUUAACACUCUAGAGGCAACAUUUAUGACUCUAUCUUCAUGAAACUUGGUCAGAAUUUUAAUCUUGAUGAUCUCAAGGUCCAGUUUUAAUCUGGUUCAUGUAGGGUCAAAAACUAGGUCACCAGGUCAAAUCAAAGAAAAAGCUAGUUAACACUCUUGAGGCCACAUUUAUGACCAUAUCUUAAUGAAAUUUGGUCAGAAUGUUAAUCUUCGCGAACCACUGCGCCCAGGACCUUCAAACUUCACAUGCCGAUAGUACUUAUUGAGUACACCACCCCUACUGACUUUGGGGUCACCAGGUCAAAGGGUCAAGGUGCUGCGGGGGCAUUUGUUAUUAUAAAGCCUUAGAUGAUUUCAGAUCAGGGUCACGUUGGACAAAGAACUAGGUCACUAGGUCAAAUCAAAGGAAAAGCUUGUAUACACCCUAGAGGCCACUUUUUUGCCCCAGUCUUCCCAAAACUCUGUUAGAAUGUUUGUUUUUAUGGAAUCUUGGACAAGCACGAAUCUGGGUCACUCAAGAGGCCACAUUUUUGGUCCAAUCUUGAAAUUGGUCAGAAUAUUUGUCUCCAUGAAAUCACUAGGUCAAACAUGUUUACACUGUAAUGGUGUGUUUCUCAGGUGAGCAACAACCGUGGGCCAUCUUGGCCCUCUUGUUACAGUAUAAUCUAUUGUAUUUUUAGCUCACCUGAUCUUAGGUCAGGGUAAGCUAUUAGUAUGGCGUCCUGCGUCAACAUUUUUACUUAAACCUCCUCUGAAACUACUGGUUAGAAUUUCACCAAACUUGGUCAGUAGCAUCCUAGCAUAGACCUCUAUCAAAUUUACUCAAAUUUUAGGGGCCACCAGAGCUAAAAAUAGAAAAACAUUUAAAGAACUUCUUCUCAUGGAACCACUUGAUAGAUCUUCAUCAAACUUGGUCUGAAGCAUCAUUAUAGGUCCUCUCCAAAGUUUGUCAAUCCCCACCACAAGUGGGGGGGCGUGGUUAUAGGAAUAGUCUCCGUCCAUCCAUCUGUAACAAUUGUGGCGGCUCCAUAUAACCUAAACCACUUGAUGGAUUUUCAUGAAACUUGGGUCAAAUGAUCACCUCAUCAAGACGAUGUGGAGAACUCAUGUGUCAGCCAUGUUGCUCAAGGUCAAGGUCAAAGUUUUGAGCCUUCCAUUUUGUGUCCGUUCUGUAUCUCCUAAACCCCUUGAAGGAUUUUCAUGAAACUAACGUGGGUCAAAUGAUCACCUCAUGAAGACAAUUUGCAGAACUCAUGAGUCUGCCAUGUUGACUCAAGGUCCAGGUCACAACUCGAGGUCAAAGGUUUGAGCCUUCCAUUUUGUUUCAACUCUGUGUCUCCUAAACCCCUUGAAAGAUUUUAGUUAGACUUUUCUGUAAUAUUCUCCUUAUCAAGACGAUGUGCAGAACUCAAAAUUCAUCCACACCAGCUCAAGGUUAAAGUCACAACUCAAAUGUUUCAUGCUUCCACCCAGUAUUAUCAACCCUUUCACUAUCCAUAACAGCGGCAGGUGAUAAAGCUGUCUUUCAGACUGCCUUGUUCUAAUGGGUCCCAUUCGCCUUUUUUAGGAGCUGCUAGAGCUAAAAUAAGAAAUACCUUUAAAAGACUUCUUCUCGUGGACAGCCAGAUGGAUCUUCAUCAAAACUUGGUCUGUAGCAUUAUUAUAAUGUACUCUCCCAAAUUUGUUCAAAUGGGGGGCACUUGGCCCCUUUUUGGGGCCACUAUAGCUAAAAAUAGAAAAACAUUCAAAAGACUUAACUCUUGUGAACCACCUGAUGGAUCUUCAUCAGACUUGGUCUGUAUCAUCAUUAUAAGGUCCUCUCCCAAUUUUGUUCAAUUGGGAGCACUUGACCCCUUCUAAGGGCCACUAGACCUAAAGAUAGGAAUACCUUGAACAGACUUUUUCUCAUGAACCACUUAAUGGGUCUUCAUUAAAUUUGGUCUUUAGCAUAAUUAUAAGGUCCUCUCUCUGAUUUGUUCAUAUUGGUUGCUAGGGCUAAAAGUAAAGAUACCUUUUAAUGACUCUUAUCAUGAACCACUCAAUGGAUCUUCUACGAACAUAGUCUGUUGCAUCAAUAAAAGGUCCUCUCAUAGAUUUGUUCAGUUGGGGUGUUUGGUCCCUUUAAGGGUAAGAUGGUUAAGGUCCUCUUCAGGUGAGCGACCAGGCCUAUUUGAGGCUAUUGUUACUUAUGGUUUCAGGUUCAUGUUAUGAUGCACUUUUGCUCUAUCUCAUUUAUUAUGCUCCCCGGAUUAUACUUAUUAAAUGUUUUGAUACAUU
This is a messenger RNA of Mercenaria mercenaria, 7287 nucleotides long. Its product is annotated as tyrosine--tRNA ligase, cytoplasmic-like. Gene Ontology annotation, molecular function: tyrosine-tRNA ligase activity; ATP binding; tRNA binding. The transcript is spliced from 14 exons. Gene Ontology annotation, biological process: tyrosyl-tRNA aminoacylation. The record is from RefSeq and is a predicted model, not a curated record. NCBI's taxonomy places the organism in Eukaryota, Metazoa, Mollusca, Bivalvia, Venerida, Veneridae. Bases 134 to 1735 code for a protein of 533 amino acids.